AUGGCAGCCAAGGCAGGAGAGCUCAAGGUGCCUUUCAUCCGAGAUGACCAUCUGACACGGUGCAUGCGGCUGAGAGUCCAGAGCCUACAUCAGAAAAAGGAGAAGCCGCAGGAUGGGGAGAAGCUGCUGCGUCCCAACGAGCACAUCUACCGAGUGGAUUUCAUCCAGCAGCACAACUUGCGCUUCCUCCGCUGGGAGAUCCAGCUGGAGAAAACUGGGAAGGUCACAGUGACCGGUACUUCCCAGCAUUGGACUCCUGAUCUCACCCACCUUAUGAACCGGCAACUGCUGGAGCCAGCAGGCAUCUUCUGGAAAAAGCCAGGGGCCAAGGAGGUGGAGUGCAAUGAAGCAGAUGCCCAGGAAUUUGGGGAGCGACUGGUGGAGUUAGCCAAGAUCCGCAAGGUGAUGUAUUUCCUCCUGACUUUUACUGACGGCCUUGAACCAGCUCAGCUGAAGGGCUCUGUCGUGUUUAAAGCCUGAUAUCCUCUUGCUCAGCCCACCUUGCUCCAGCUAUGUUUUUGUCUUCAUUUUUCUUUCUCUUAGUUCAGUUCUUGGUCGUUUUUGUGUAGUUCUUCGUCAAGGGACGACAUUGCAAAAAGGUGUCGAACAGCCUCACAGCACUUCUGGAGAUGCCUUCCCCACCUUCCC
Molecule: messenger RNA, 648 nt
Organism: Dromaius novaehollandiae (emu)
Lineage: Eukaryota; Metazoa; Chordata; Aves; Casuariiformes; Dromaiidae
Gene: OMP
Product: olfactory marker protein
Exons: 1
Coding region: 1-480 (159 amino acids)
Biological process (GO): sensory perception of smell; signal transduction
Cellular component (GO): neuronal cell body; axon; nucleus
Source: RefSeq, a predicted model, not a curated record